Messenger RNA from Zonotrichia albicollis (white-throated sparrow), 4295 nucleotides. RefSeq names its product ubiquitin conjugating enzyme E2 V2 (gene UBE2V2). The record is from RefSeq and is a predicted model, not a curated record. NCBI's taxonomy places the organism in Eukaryota, Metazoa, Chordata, Aves, Passeriformes, Passerellidae.
CCUUCCUGGCGGGAAGUGACGGAGCCGCUCCGAGGGGAAGUGACGCGCGUGGCGUGCGGGCCCGGAGCGGUGUGGGGGGGGCUCGGACAAGAUGGCCGGAUCCACAGUUAAAGUACCUCGUAAUUUUCGCUUGUUGGAAGAACUUGAAGAAGGGCAGAAGGGAGUGGGUGAUGGUACAGUAAGCUGGGGCCUUGAAGAUGAUGAAGAUAUGACACUCACCAGAUGGACAGGAAUGAUUAUUGGGCCACCAAGGACAAACUAUGAAAACAGAAUAUACAGUCUGAAAGUAGAGUGUGGACCUAAAUACCCAGAAGCACCUCCUACAGUUAGAUUUGUUACUAAAAUUAAUAUGAAUGGAAUAAAUAAUUCCAAUGGAAUGGUGGAUGCACGGAGCAUACCAGUGUUAGCAAAAUGGCAAAAUUCAUAUAGCAUUAAAGUUGUACUUCAAGAGCUAAGACGUCUAAUGAUGUCCAAAGAAAAUAUGAAGCUUCCACAACCUCCAGAGGGACAAACUUACAAUAAUUAAUUUUAGCUGAUUCUCAAACUUCUGUCUUAAAACAACAACCUUCUACUCAUGUAAUGUCUUGAUUAAAUCUCACAAUGCAAACACCCACACAUUAAAGAAUUUCAGCUGGUAUACAUGACCUGGACAUUUGUAAGAAUAUAUAUAAUAUAUGUAUGCCCAAUAUGUUUUCAGGCACUAUGGGAGAAAAAGGCAGCACAAUUAUUUUUUUUCUCUUACUGAGGCACUGUCAUUUAAGCAUAAGCCUGAAAUAGCCUAUAAUUGGAAUUCAGGUUUUACAAGAUGAAAGCAUGACAGAAAGUGUCAGAUUGCUGUGGAAUAAUAUAUGUUACUGAAAAUAAUUUCUGGAGAAGGCAAAAUAUAAAUGGCAUGCUUUAUCCAUCUUGCUUAGUAAAAGAGCUGCAGUUAAAUUUGUUUUAAGGUAGCAGGUACAGUGAAUACCGUUGCUCAUCUUGUUUAAUUUUGCAAGGGUGUGGGUGCCGACUACUAGUAGUGUCACAAAGUAUGUUCAGGAUUGUUUUGAUACCUGUAUUUAUAAAAUGGGGGGAUUAAUUUCUGUUAAGCAGCUCCUGUGUUACAUGUAUUGGACAUGGCAAAUAUUUGUUUACAGUCUUUGUUCUAAUAAACCAUGCAUUUAAGUUUUAGUGAAACAAAGGAAAUGUAUGGAUAUGUGAUUGAGAUUAAAGUUAGUCUUAAAAUGUAAAUAAACUGUGGAAAGUGUCUGAGGCUGUGCCAUUUCUAUAAUAGUCAUGUAAUAUAUGGACAGUAACUGGCAGAAGUAGUGGAAAGCCAAACAUAAUAUUGCUGCUGGUGUUACGUGCACCUUUUGCUCUUAUCACUUUUGUAUGGUUAGUUUACUUGAGAGGUCAAGAUAUUCCAUAUGUUGCAGGGGAGUAAGUUCUGUCAUCUGUAGUAUCACUUCUUUAGAGAAACUUGCACUCUGUGUGUGUGUAUAUAAAUAUAUUAAAAACAACCCCGAACACCAAACUAAGCCCAAAAUAAAAACAAACAAAACCCCUUUGCCUACCCAUCUGCCCUUUAGUUCACCUCCAGAUUCUUUCCAGAAAUGAGCUUAACUUUCACUUUGCUUACUUGACCUCUAAGCAGUUUUCAGAUCAUAUUGUUGAAGUCUGUCCUACUUCUCAGUCCUUUGUCUUGUUUUCUUACAUUUUUUCCUCUUUUAUGUUACUUGCCUUUUUUCCUUGCCUGUUCUGCCUUUGCCUUUUCUGAAACACACAAAAAAGAAACUUCAGGAAGCUUUACUAAAAAUCACACCUGUGCUACAGAUUAUCAUAUUUCCAUCUGCUUAAGAUGAAUCAUUUGCUGUGAUGCCACUGUGUUUGUAGCUAGAAGCUUUCUGCCUUUCCUGCAGUCCUCAGUCUGUUUUUUCAAUGUGUUCUGUCUGGUGGGAACACUGGUUUUAUUUCUGUUCCUGAUCUCUCAUAAGCAAGUAGGUAAUGCUGUUCUUUUGGAUAUUACAUCUUCUUUCGCUGCCCCUCACCUUGGAGAAUGCAAACCUUUGUUCAUUUUGGUGAGAAUAUGUGACAUUGGGAGUGAGUCAGCUGUUUGCAUUCAAAGUUUUAUUUAGUGGUUCUUUUGAAAAGUGGAUAUGAUCAAAAGCCAUCAACAGCUAGGUAACUUUCUUUGAUAAGCCUUUGCCUGUUUCUGAUGUAAACACUGAAAAGCAAUAAACUAGGUAUUAUUUUUUUUUUAAUGGAAAGAUUUGAUUGAUAUUUGUCAAUUUAUGCUUUUUAGACAAAUUGGGCACUUCCAGAAUUGGUGGAUUUAUAGCUGCCAGCUACCUCGUGUCUGUAUUUAUAUAACAUAUCAUUUGUGAUGGUUUGGCUGAAGUGCAUUGCAACAUUUUUUUUCCUUGUUUUAAUUGGAAUGACUUUGAUGCCAUUAAAUCUUCUUUCUUACACUAACACUGCUAAUCUAUAUUCAAUCAAUUAAAAUAAUGGAACUGUACAGUUCUGAGAUGUGAAUUUUUGGGGAAGAUUACAACAGAAGCUGUUGAGAGAAUGCUUGUAGACUAUUAUUUGGUUGGUAACAUAAUUUAAGAGACUGGCUUAUUCACAGAGCAUCAAGAAGAGCUUGUUGUUUGCAUGGUUGUGUGUGGUACAAGGUGGUCCUGUAAUAGUCUGUCCAUUUGUAUUGAUGAGAAUUUGCAUAUCCAGCUCUAAACAGAUACAUUUUGCAAAGGAAAAAUCAGUUCUGGAGGGAGUUGAGCUGAUCUCUGACACUGGAGUAUGUGAUAGAUGGAUGACUACAAAAAUAUUCCUGCAGUGAUCUUAGGUGUGUUGGUUUUCUAUUUUGCUUACACUGGGACAAGUCUGAAGUGUAAUUAAUUAUGAAAUUUUAAAAUGUCUUCAACUACUGCAUAAAGUUCAGAGCCUCCUCAAAGCACUUCUACUACCUGAAGAAGAUUUUGAAGCACUGUGCUUACUCUCCUCCAGAAAAAUAAUGUUUUGCAAGUGUCAAUGUCUGAUCAAUGUUUACUUCAAAUUUUCUUUCUCAUAUUCUGAAGUUCUCAUUAGGUAACCUACUUAGGUGACAGAAUUUUAAUUUUCCUCUCAUGAUUAUUUAACUUGUGUUACAUUCUUUUGGCAAGAUUUGAAUUUGCCAUUGUUACCAAAUGUGUAUUUUUUUUUCUUUUCAAACCCGUACUUGAACUAUUAUCAAAUAAAUCUUGCAAAGCAGAUUUGAAGCCAAUUGAGUGAGAGACAAAAUGGAAACGCUCUAAAUACAUAAUUCUUUUUGUGUUGAUGGUCAUUGACUGGGAUUUAAACUAGCUUUGUGCCCUGAAGCAUUGCCAAAGUUCUUGUGUUUUGAUUGUUUGACACACAGAUCCAUUUUCUAUGAAGCAGAGAAAAAAAGCCAAAGAUGGUAUGAUUCAUACUUUGUUAAACCUUAAGAUACAAUGAGCAAGCCUAUGGAAAUAGCCACAUUAUAAAUGAUGUGCCUUACUCAUAGAUAAUAAAGAAAAAAAAACAUUGCAAGGUGUGAAGAUACCAAUGGCCUUGACUGCUCUCCUCUUCCUGAAUGCAAGCUGAGAAUACUUUUCACCAAGCAAGACAGAGUCAGCAGUGCAUCCCUCAACUAUUAUCAAAUAAAUGCAUAGUGCACAUUCCUCCUAAAUGUUUGUUACUGUAUAGAGGAUACCUAAAGAAAAAUUCUAGUACGUAUUAUGACAAUUGAUCAUCUAUAAUGGUAACAACUGUAUAAUUUAGACAAGUGUUUGUGUUUUACAUGGUUACUUAUAUGGUGAGUUUGUAGCUAUUUAGUAGCUUUUGGGACAAUAUAGCUCAAGGCCUAAAAAUAUGUUACACUUCUAUUAUGCUCUCUUUUGAUGCAGAAGGCGCACUUAGUAGACCACCUGAUAAUUGUCCUGUGGUAGAAGCAGGAUGUCUGACUACUACUUGCUUGAAUUCUGGCCUCUAGUUUAUGAAAACAGCCAGAUUGCCCUGGUGUGGCUGAUUUCAGCUGCUAGAGGAGGAGCAAACUGGUACUAAGCACGUCUGAAUAAGCAUUACUGUACCAAAGAAAGAUGACUUAAAACUCCUGUUGGUCUUUUAUGUGAGUAAAAUUCCAGAUAGAUGUGAAGCAGUGGGACAAAAUAUGUUUCUUGUCAAUGUUUCUAAAUAAUGUGUUCAGAACUCUUUUGUGAAGCUUGAAAGAUUUAUGAGGUGGGGAGGUGUUGGAGGAACAUGACUGUCUGUUGUUUUUAUUUAAUAAUAAUGAUAAUAAAUUAAAAAGCUUUAAAACUUGUUAA